AUGGAGAGCACUCAGGCCGGGCAUGUGAUGAGUUUAGCGGCUCUGCAGAGACAGGACCCGUACAUCAACAAGCUCAUCGAUGUCACGGGUCAAGUGGCACUUUAUAACUUCAACUCGAAAGGGAACGAGUGGGAGAAGACAGAAAUUGAAGGCACUUUAUUUGUUUAUUCGAGCCCAAAGAAGAGAGACCAGAGCGAGAGGGAGAGGGACCAGAGCGAGAGGGAGAGGGACCAGAGCGAGAGGAAGAGGGAGAGGGAGAGGCCAGAGCGAGAGGGAGAGGGACCAGAGCGAGAGGAAGAGGGAGAGGGAGAGGCCAGAGCGAGAGGGAGAGGGACCAGAGCGAGAGGAGGAGGAGAGGAGAGGCGAGAGGGAGAGAGGCCAGAGCGAGAGGAAGGAGAGAGGAGAGGGAGAGGGACCAGAGCGAGGAGGGAGAGAGAGGACCAGAGCGAGAGGAGAGGAAGAGGAGAGAGACCAGAGCGAGAGGGAGAGGGACCAGAGCGAGAGAGCGAGAGGAGGGAGGACCAGAGCGAGAGGAGAGAGGACCAGAGCGAGAGGAAGAGGGACCAGAGCGAGAGGAAGAGGGACCAGAGCGAGAGGAAGAGGGACCAGAGCGAGAGGAAGAGGGACCAGAGCGAGAGGGAGAGAGACCAGAGCGAGAGGAAGAGGGACCAGAGCGAGAGGAAGAGGGACCAGAGCGAGAGGGAAGAGGGACCAGAGCGAGAGGAAGAGAGGGACCAGAGCGAGAGGGAAGAGGGACCAGAGCGAGAGGAAGAGGGACCAGAGCGAGAGGAAGAGAGGACCAGAGCGAGAGGAAGAGGGACCAGUGCGAGAGGAAGAGGGACCAGAGCGAGAGGGAAGAGGGACCAGAGCGAGAGGGAGAGGGACCAGAGCGAGAGGAAGAGGGACCAGAGCGAGAGGAGGGACCAGAGGGAGGGACCAGAGCGAGAGGAAGAGGGACCAGAGCGAGAGGAAGAGGGACCAGUGCGAGAGGAAGAAGGACCAAGCGAGAGGAAGAGGGACCAGAGCGAGAGGAAGAGGGACCAGAGCGAGAGGAAGAGGGACCAGAGCGAGAGGAAGAAGGACCAGUGCGAGAGGAAGAGGGACCAGAGCGAGAGGAAGAGGGACCAGUGCGAGAGGAAGAGGGACCAGUGCGAGAGGAAGAGGGACCAGAGCGAGAGGGAGAGGGACCAGAGCGAGAGGAAGAGGGACCAGAGCGAGAGGGAGAGAGACCAGAGCGAGAGGAAGAGGGACCAGAGCGAGAGGAAGAGGGACCAGUGCGAGAGGGAGAGGGACCAGAGCGAGAGGAAGAGAGACCAGAGCGAGAGGGAGAGGGACCAGAGCGAGAGGAAGAGGGACCAGAGCGAGAGGAAGAGGGACCAGAGCGAGAGGAAGAGGGACCAGAGCGAGAGGAAGAGGGACCAGUGCAAGAGGAAGAGGGACCAGAGCGAGAGGAAGAGGGACCAGAGCGAGAGGAAGAGGGACCAGAGCGAGAGGAAGAGGGACCAGAGCGAGAGGGAGAGAGACCAGAGCGAGAGGAAGAGGGACCAGAGCAAGAGGAAGAGGGACCAGAGCGAGAGGAAGAGGGACCAGAGCGAGAGGAAGAGGGACCAGAGCGAGAGGAAGAGGGACCAGAGCGAGAGGAAGAAGGACCAGUGCGAGAGGAAGAGGGACCAGAGCGAGAGGAAGAGGGACCAGUGCGAGAGGAAGAGGGACCAGUGCGAGAGGAAGAGGGACCAGAGCGAGAGGGAGAGGGACCAGAGCGAGAGGAAGAGGGACCAGAGCGAGAGGGAGAGAGACCAGAGGGAGAGGGACCAGAGCGAGAGGAAGAGGGACCAGUGCGAGAGGAAGAGGGACCAGUGCGAGAGGAAGAAGGACCAGUGCAAGAGGGAGAGAGACCAGAGCGAGAGGAAGAGGGACCAGAGCAAGAGGAAGAGGGACCAGAGCGAGAGGAAGAGGGACCAGAGCGAGAGGAAGAGGGACCAGAGCGAGAGGAAGAGGGACCAGAGCGAGAGGAAGAAGGACCAGUGCGAGAGGAAGAGGGACCAGAGCGAGAGGAAGAGGGACCAGUGCGAGAGGAAGAGGGACCAGUGCGAGAGGAAGAGGGACCAGAGCGAGAGGGAGAGGGACCAGAGCGAGAGGAAGAGGGACCAGAGCGAGAGGAGAGAGAGAGCGAGAGGAGAGGGACCAGUGCGAGAGGAAGAGGGACCAGUGCGAGAGGAAGAGGGACCAGUGCGAGAGGAAGAAGGACCAGUGCAAGAGGAAGAGGGACCAGAGCGAGAGGAAGAGGGACCAGAGCGAGCGGAAGAAGGACCAGUGCAAGAGGAAGAGGGACCAGAGCGAGAGGAAGAGGGACCAGUGCGAGAGGAAGAAGGACCAGUGCGAGAGGAAGAGGGACCAGUGCGAGAGGAAGAGGGACCAGUGCGAGAGGAAGAGGGACCAGUGCGAGAGGAAGAGGGACCAGUGCGAGAGGAAGAAGGACCAGUGCGAGAGGAAGAGGGACCAGAGCGAGAGGAAGAAGGACCAGUGCGAGAGGAAGAGGGACCAGAGCGAGAGGAAGAGGGACCAGAGCGAGAGGAAGAGGGACCAGUGCGAGAGGAAGAGGGACCAGUGCGAGAGGAAGAGGGACCAGUGCGAGAGGAAGAGGGACCAGUGCGAGAGGAAGAGAGAUCAGUGCGAGAGGAAGAGUCCGCCUCUCCUCACCACGGCUUCACCAUCAUGAACAGACUGAGCACUGAGAAUCUGGUGGAGCCCAUCAACAAAGACCUGGAGUUCCAGCUGCAGGACCCCUUUCUGCUCUACAGGAACGGCAGCAUGGGCAUCUACAGUAUCUGGUUCUAUGACAAGCUGGAUUGUCAACGCAUUGCUAAACUUAUGGUCCAGAUUGUGAAGCAGGAGGCAGAGCGAGCCCAGAGACCGGUCCCGGAGCAUGUGGACCCGACCAGGACCAACGGGGCUCCAGAGUCUCGCUCCAUAGACAUCCUGCAGCUGCUGAGCCAGGCCAAGGCCGAGUACCAGAGGGCUCAGGGUGGAGACUGUGACCUUCCCGUUGGCCCUCAACCCACUAUGAAAGCUGUGGUCCCCCCCAGCGAGCGACCACAUCCUCAGGCAGACAAGCCUGCUCGGGUGGUGAAGCAGAUCACUGUGGAGGAACUCUUUGGGACCACCCUGCCCAAGGAGCCGGCCCUGCCUGCCCAGUCCCGGGCCCAGGCUUACCCUGCUCCUGUGCCCCCCCACGUCCAUUCUCAGUCCCCCCACAGACCCCCCCAUGUCCAGCCUCAGUCCCCCCACGUCCAUUCUCAGUCCCCCCACAGACCCCCCCAUGUCCAGCCUCAGUCCCCCCACGUCCAUUCUCAGUCCCCCCACAGACCCCCCCAUGUCCGGCCUCAAUCCCCCCACAGACCCCCCCACGUCCAGCCUCAGUCCCCCCACGUCCAGCCUCAGUCCCCCCUUAGACCCCCACAGCAGCCGGUCCUCACGGCGCCCCAGGCCAGCCCAGUGUUCCAGCCACUGAGCCCCCGAGUAGACUGCCCUGUGUCUCCUCUUUCACCUCUGCAGCCUCCCCUCCAGCCUCAGCCUUCCCUCCGGCCUCACCCCCAGCCUCCCUCAGUCUUCAUGGGGCCUCAGAUCCUAAGCUCUCUGAAGCCGGAUGUCCACAAACCGGUGCUGGCCCCCAGCUUCAUGCCCAGCACCUUGUUCCCUCCUCACAGCUUCCAGGAGAAGCCUCUCCCACCGCACAACGAUACGCCUGCUCUGGUCAGACCCAUGGUGGUUCCCAUGACUCCUGCAGUGAGUGCUGUUGAAGGCUCUCUCCUCUUGUCUCCAAGUGUGUUUCAACAAUCCUUCAGAAGACCUCCUCCAGCCGCCGCCGUGCCUCCCAUACACACUCAUCCCGGCUCUCACCCCGGAUCUCACCCCAGCUCUCUCCCCUCAAGCUCUCACCUCGGUUCUCACCCUGGUUCUCACCCCGCCUCUCAACCCAGCUCUCACCCCAGCUCUUACCCCACCUCUCACCCCAGUCCCCCUGUGGGCCACGGUGAAACCUUGUCCAGUGAGGCCUCUCUCUGCUCCAAAGCACAGCUACAGGACACACUGGUGCAUCUCAUAAAGAGGACUGGGUGGUCCUCACAGAGACCAGAGGACUCGGUGGUCCUCACAGAGACCAGAGGACUCGGUGGUCCUCAGAGACUAGAGGACUCGGUGGUCCUCACAGAGACCAGAGGACUCGGUGGUCCUCAGAGACUAGAGGACUCGGUGGUCCUCACAGAGACUAGAGGACUCGGUGGUCCUCAGAGACUAGAGGACUCGGUGGUCCUCACAGAGACUAGAGGACUCGGUGGUCCUCAGAGACUAGAGGACUCGGUGGUCCUCACAGAGACCAGAGGACUCGGUGGUCCUCACAGAGACCAGAGGACUGGGUGGUCCUCAGAGACUGUUCAAUCUCUACAGGCUGCCGUUAGAAUUGGACAGCUGCAGCAUCACUGA
Knipowitschia caucasica is the source of this 4482-nucleotide messenger RNA. NCBI's taxonomy places the organism in Eukaryota, Metazoa, Chordata, Actinopteri, Gobiiformes, Gobiidae. The record is from the annotation of a GenBank genome assembly.